AUGUCUACCAGCUCGCCCAGUCCAGAUGCAGAUGUAGCCCUCUACCUACAUGCCGAGUUGCUCCCCAACAUUCGCCAGAUCACCCUUUACAUUUCGCUACAACCUAAUCCAGCCCUGAAUGCAAUCCAUCCAAAGAUUCAUAUCUCGAAUUCAUGCAAAUCGAUUACAGUAUCGCUACCAGAACCGUUCCAUUAUGUAACCGAGACUAUUGAACUGCCAGCUCGUGUGAGCGACACCACUCGGCUGGCAUUAAGCACCAACUUCGCACGAAAUACACCACCGAAUUUGACAGGCGUGAGCUAUGAGCAUUCUUUCAGGAUGCAGAUUGACCCAACCGACCCUGUACUUACCCCGAAGGACACAAUAAUGGAUGAUUAUGUACCUUGGACGGCAGCGGACAUGUCUCCUCUGACUCGUAUACGGUGUCGCACCUGUGAAGCGCCAUUCCUUUCUACCCCGAGUGCCCGAAAUGACGAACACGGAGAGCAGGAUGAUUCACCGGGGUGGGAAUGGAAAGAUCUACCCAGCGGAAAUUGGGCCGAGAUGAUGGAUUUCUGGCAUUGCCACAAACCAGAUCCCCAGGAAGAUAAACCGAUGUCAGAAGUCACGGCUGUACGUAGCUCGGAGGAUAAAACUGCUCAGCUUAAGGGGUACGGUGCUACUAGCCGCAUUGAAGCAACACCGGGCAUCGUUUUCAUCGACGUGGCAACAUUUCUACUCGCACAGUCGGACUGUGUUGGACUACAAAAGACAAUCGAAGAAGGACAAGAAGAAUCAGAGCUACCCCGAACGCUUGAAUGUGCCAACUGCAAAACCAUAACUGGUCUAGAAGAUCCGUCCAUCGGUGGCUGGCGCUGUUGGAAAUCGAAUGUAUCUUUGAAUACCAAUGGCUCAGCUGCGAUUCAAUGGCAGAGCCAUUCCGAUGAACUCAUCAUCGCAGCUCAGUUGCUUGAAUUGAUAGAACGAGAAAGCACAAGGCGCUUUUUGGUUCACAAUAAACGCAAGAAUGGACUUUUGCUAUGGGUAUUCAAUCCUGAUCUUCGUUAUUCUACCUCAAGUAAAGGUAGAAGCAUCAAUUCUCAGCAAGCUAUGAAGGUGUUCUUUCAGACAACAGAGGACGUCGAUUCUAUUCUCAGUCGUGAUACCGAUCUUUCAUCUCCCUUGUCCAUGGAGGAAUUGGAGCUUCCUUCUAUAGUUCUCCAAACGCUGACCCGUGCAUUAUUGAAAAGUCAUUACAUGCUGCCACUUUCGGCAAGGAGCUUUAAUGAAUGGAAGAUUGGCCUAUUAAAUCGCUACAGUCGAGACGACAGCAGCUCAGUGUGA
Penicillium angulare is the source of this 1323-nucleotide messenger RNA. Its product is annotated as HECT-type E3 ubiquitin transferase. Gene Ontology annotation, cellular component: ubiquitin ligase complex; cytosol; nucleus. Gene Ontology annotation, biological process: protein autoubiquitination; protein polyubiquitination; protein monoubiquitination. The record is from RefSeq and is a predicted model, not a curated record. NCBI's taxonomy places the organism in Eukaryota, Fungi, Ascomycota, Eurotiomycetes, Eurotiales, Aspergillaceae. Bases 1 to 1323 code for a protein of 440 amino acids. Gene Ontology annotation, molecular function: ubiquitin protein ligase activity; cyclin binding; ubiquitin conjugating enzyme binding. The transcript is spliced from 3 exons.